AUGCAUUUAGACGCGCUGUCCAAUGAAGAGAUGGAUCCUUUAUUUGAAGCUGUUACACAAGCCACUGAAGAAGCUAUUUUGAAUGCCAUGAUUGCAGCAAAAACAAUGGAAGGAAUACAUGGAAAUAAAAUCUAUGCUAUUCCACAUGAAAGAAUUCGUGAAAUAUUAAAAAAGUAUAAUAGAUUACAAAAUAACGAAUAA
Rotaria sp. Silwood2 is the source of this 201-nucleotide messenger RNA. The record is from the annotation of a GenBank genome assembly. Lineage: Eukaryota; Metazoa; Rotifera; Eurotatoria; Philodinida; Philodinidae.